GAGGGACUACAGUGCGAGGUCAAAAAGAAGAAGAAAGCUAAAGGCGGCCGGGCUGCUGCUCCCGUCACGAUGGGCGAUGCAACAACGGUACCAAAAGGCACCUCACCAACGCCGGUAUAACCGCCCUUCUAUUACGCGCCGAUUCUUUGCCUGACGCGGUCCGUCGUCUUGCAUGGACAUGGAUGCCGGUGACGUCACUGACGUGUCAGCACAGGUACAGCCUCCCGAAAGCGUUGUCAGCAAUCAGGGGUUCUGCCUAACCAACCAGAAAGUCGUCAGGUUGUCGUACCUGUGGACAAUCACAAAUUUCAAUCUGUGCCAUAAGCGUACCGGGCAGGCUCUGCUCAGUUCAACCUUCUCCGCGGGUGAGACCAAGCCCCUGACGUGGCACCUCAAGCUUUUCCCGAGGGGAUCGAGCGAAGAUUACGAGCACUUCGUGUCCCUGUUCCUCGUAUCCUGCAACACCAGGCAGGCCGCCGCUAGGGCGAGGUUCUGGGUCAUCGACGCCGGAGGAAACGAGGCCAUCCAGAAAGAGACCGACACGCGCCUCUUUCGGCGCAAGGGCGAGGGCUGGGGGUUCGGGAAAUUCGUCGGCAGGCUGGCGCUGAAGCAGGACAGCAGCAACCUUUUGCCCAACGACACGCUGACGUUGAAGUGCGAAGUGAUCGCCCUGGAGAGCAGCACCACCAGUGCGCCUGGGACGGGCAGCGGGAUGGCGUCCGCCGCGCUUCACGAGUGCCACCUCUCCGAGGACUUGGCAUGGCUCCUGGAGAGCAACAGCAACGCUGACGUCAUGCUGAGGGUUGGAAGGGAGACUUUCCCGGCUCACAGGGGCAUCCUGGCUGCCCGGUCGCCGGUGUUUCGGGCCAUGUUCGAGAACUCGUCGGCGGAGGGUGCGCUCCUCGAGGUGGCCAUCACGGACGUCGAACCUGAGGCGUUCGCCGCCCUCCUGCGGUUCGUCUACACGGGUGAAGUGCCGGAACCGGUCCCGAAGCCGGUCUCUCUUCUGAGGGCCGCCGACAGGUACAAACUGGACCAGCUCAAGGCGUCGUGCGAGCUGACUCUGGUCUCCGGCCUGAGCGUCGAGACGGCAGCAGACGCGCUCAUCCUGGCCCACCAGCACGAGGCCCUCGCGCUGCGCAAUCGGGCCCUCGACUUCGUGUGCUCGCACAUCGACGACGUGGUCGAGACGCCGGGGUGGGCGACCAUCUGCAAGAGUCACAUCGAGCUGCUGGAACAACUCUUGGUGACGCUCAUCAACGAGCGCGGAGAGCCGCCGUCGAAGCGGAGCAGGACCUCGUGAACGGGACUCGCGGAGGACUACUCUGCCCGAAAGAGUUCGCCCGUGCAGUGCAGAAGGUGAGGCGGUGCAUCACGGGACAACGAAUGGCCACGUACACUUCACCUGGCUUCUUAAGAACUUUACCCAUGCUUCACCCAAAAAGAAAGUGGUGACUGGCAUGACAGCAUAAACUUCGCGAAACAAAUUUUUGGAAGGCAUGCGUUUAGCGCAAGAAGCUUCCAUGGCCUUUGCAUUAGCAAAAUAAAAAUUCUCUCUUGCUCUGUC
This is a messenger RNA of Dermacentor albipictus, 1567 nucleotides long. Lineage: Eukaryota; Metazoa; Arthropoda; Arachnida; Ixodida; Ixodidae. The record is from RefSeq and is a predicted model, not a curated record.